CCCCAGGGGAUGUUACGUUCACGUUCACGGACCACUCUGGUCGGCCGAGGUCUAGUUUGUUUAUGACAAUGUUUAUUUAUUUAGUUUUUUCGUAUUGUUGUUGUCGUUUUUGUACUUUUAGCUGAUUUGUGUUGUGGGUUUUUAAAUUUUUUUUUUUUGGAAAACCGACUACUAGCAAAUUCUAGUCUCGACACGCCUUGAAGAGGCGUGUGUAACAGCAAAAAUGUCACCGAAGAAAAAGGAUGCUGUCUCGUCUUCAGAUUCAUCGAGUAGUAGUUCAUCAUCUACAAGUACAUCGUCUUCAUCGUCUGGGAGUGACAGUAGCAGCUCUGAUUCAGAAAACACUACCACUAGCGGAAAAAGUGGUGUCGGAAAGAGUUCAACAGAUUCAGAAAAGAAGCCAGUUCCAAAGAAAAGAACGAGUACAGCGUCAACGAGAAGUAAGUCCGAUUCUCAAGAGCAGGACAAAAGCAAGGAGAAAAAUGUCAAAGGCCGCCCGAGCCAGCAACACAAGAAUACAAACUUUACAUCUGACUCCGAAGAUUCGUCGCCUAAAAUGAACUCAAAGAGAAAAACACAGGCUAAACCGAAAUCUUCUGCUACAGUGACCCCGGUACCGAAAACUACACCUAAAUCCACCCAACCUCAAAAAGUUUUAGCUAAAAAAGUCAACCCACCCAGGAAAGCCGCUCAAAAAGUAGCCCCAAAAGAAACUUUAAAGCAAUCUUCAUCUCUGCCCAAACUGGAAGACCAAAAGAAACAUAAAACUAAGAGUAUUUUCAGCCCGGAUAACAGUAGUGACAGCGAUGAUAACACAUUGACCCCUCCUCCUAAACUAACAGCAAUGAAAACUGCAGCUACAAAAGUUCUCAAAACUAAGCCAAAAUCAAAAGUUGCAUCUAAAAGAACAAGCUCAGUCUCGUCAAAUUCAUCAGAAACGUCAAGAUCAUCAGGGAGCAGUUCUGAAUCAAGUAGAGCAUCUCCUAGACCAAAAACUGUGGAUCAUGCUUCUAACAAAAAAACCACCCCCGUUAAAAAGGAUAAAAAAGUAUCACCUCAUCAACCCACUUCAGAUAAUGAUAUGGUUCCAUCUAGAAAACAGACUCGCUCAUCAAGUAUGAGAAAGAGUAAACAUGUUAUGUCAAGACUUGCAAGUGAUUCUGAUUCAGAUGCAAGUAAAAUUGUUUUGAGUAAGUCCCCAACAAAGAAAGGCAACACUAAAAAUGCUACAGUUCAUAGAUCCAGACAGAAAGGAUCUAAUACUAAAGCAUUGAGUAAUGUUGUCGAAUCUGGGGAGAGACGUUGCCCUCUAGAAGAUUGUGACUCAACUGGUCACCUUAGUGGAAAAUUUGACAAGCAUUUUACACUAGAAGCCUGCCCAAAAUAUCACAAUUUGACACCUAUACAAUGCAAAGAUGCUCUCAAUGAACGACUCAAGAAAGAAGAAGAGCGUAAAAAAGCCAUGAUGUCCUUAAAGCAGGGACAUUCGAUGAACCCGACACCCGAACAAAAGACCUAUAGGGACAAAAUUAAAGAAAUUAGAAGUAAAUUUGUACCAAAAGACGACCAUCAAACAGACAACGAUCACAAAGACCGACAGCCAGAUCUAACUAAAUUGUCAAAUAAGUACGAUUUGAAAUUAUUCCAAGAAGCCCAAGCUGUAGCGAGUGAAGUUAUUGAGGACGAAUUAAAACUUCUAGCAAAUGUUCACUGCACAAAAUACAUCGAAAUGGGUAAGUUUGAGAUGGAGGUCUGGUACCAAAGCCCUUAUCCGGAUAAUUACGCCAGAUUGCCAAAGUUGUACAUUUGCGAGUAUUGCCUGCGCUAUAUGGGAGAGCGAAUGACGUUAGAAAGGCAUGUGGCCAAAUGCGUCUGGCGUCAUCCUCCAGGGGAAGAAGUUUACAGAAAAGACAAAAUCUCAGUUUUUGAAGUAGACGGGAAGAGAUAUAAAACCUACUGCCAGAAUUUAUGCCUCCUUGCUAAAUUUUUUCUCGACCAUAAAACUCUCUAUUACGAUGUUGAACCUUUUUUGUUUUACGUCAUGACAAUCAGUGACUCAGAAGGAUGUCAUACUGUUGGUUAUUUCAGUAAGGAAAAAAGUUCUUUUUUUAACUACAAUGUAUCCUGCAUUCUGACAUUGCCACCGUAUCAGAGACAAGGCUACGGGCGUCUUCUAAUUGACUUUAGUUAUCUCUUAACAAGGGUUGAAGGAAAAAUUGGCUCUCCAGAAAAACCAUUAUCUGAUCUUGGUCUCAUUUCGUAUAGAUCUUAUUGGAAGGACGUUCUUCUUAAAUACUUGUGCAACCUUGGUGGUAAACAACUAUCCUUGAAAGAUAUUAGUCAAGAGAUGGCUAUAAAUUCUUACGACAUCGUAAGCACACUCCAAGCCCUCGGGAUGAUGAAAUACUGGAAGGGGAAACACAUUAUUCUAAAAAAACAAGAUGUCAUCGACGAGUACGAGGAAAGGUCGAAAAGAAGGGGUGUCACAUACAAGGAGAUUGACAGAGAUUGUUUGAAGUGGACCCCUUUCGUCCCGCCUGAAUCAUCAUCUGGGACCACAUGAUUAAAGCCCAACCGGGCAGGCAAUGCUCGAACAAGGAUGGUUAAAUUUUUCAACACCAUCCUCAAGAAAUAGCCCAACGGUCGAAUGUAACCAAAGACUUGCUGUCACGCAAAAUAAGCAUGAUAUAAAUUAAUUUCCAUGUGAUAGUAUAAUUAAGUUUAUUUUUAAUAUUAGCGAAUGUGAUUUGACAAACAAA
Molecule: messenger RNA, 2759 nt
Organism: Cimex lectularius (bed bug)
Lineage: Eukaryota; Metazoa; Arthropoda; Insecta; Hemiptera; Cimicidae
Gene: chm
Product: histone acetyltransferase KAT7
Exons: 11
Coding region: 224-2563 (779 amino acids)
Biological process (GO): regulation of DNA-templated transcription
Cellular component (GO): nucleus
Molecular function (GO): histone acetyltransferase activity; zinc ion binding
Source: RefSeq, a predicted model, not a curated record